Messenger RNA from Aaosphaeria arxii CBS 175.79, 2562 nucleotides. RefSeq lists its product as uncharacterized. The transcript has 3 exons. Bases 489 to 2075 code for a protein of 528 amino acids. NCBI's taxonomy places the organism in Eukaryota, Fungi, Ascomycota, Dothideomycetes, Pleosporales. The record is from RefSeq and is a predicted model, not a curated record.
CGAUACGUCAUUCCGUCAAGCUUGUGCAAGCUAUCGAUCGCUGUGCACCAAAACCACCACGAGUUACUCGGUACAUAUGUACUGUCACGAUGCACACACACACAAUGCACAAUGUGGAUUCGAGUGAAGAUCUGGCGUCGUGUGACGCACACUCCUGGUCGGACAGACGCGUCCUGCUGGGUCUCACAUGUCCAUCCCAAUUCUAGGACCACACCUCCACCUUGACCACUUGGUGUCUCCAUGUACUGACCAUAGCUUUACGAUUUUGUCUCCCUCACGAGCAUAUCUUUGUGCUAUGCUACAUCCCCAGUUCAGGCUUCAUGAACUUACAAAAGCUGAAAAUGGAAACUGUAAGACCUAAGACGACUAGAUCGCUUAGUCAAUGCUUGUUCCUGGGCACCCACCUUCAACCUCGCUGAUGCCACCACGUCUUUCCUCCCGACCUCUCAGGUACCAUAACCUACCUUUGCUGGAUCUCUGCGAGAGGAAUGCCACGCUCAUUCCAGAGUGCGAGACGAGGAUGGGUCCUACUACCACUCAGCAAACGUGCCGCGCGUUUUCGACCUACCCCAUUCCUCAUACCAAAUCACAUCCCCCGACCUGAAGCAGACAGUCUACAGCAAGAAGCCGCCAAAUCACACAAGCAAGAGGGCAGCAAGUUCGCCCGAAGCGUUCUUGAGGGCAGCACCGUGGCCCUGAUAUCCCUCCUUGGGCUGGGCCUGGGAGGUUAUGCGUACAACUACAUGUACAAGAAGGUUGUCGAGGACAAGAUAGAGAAUGCUUUUGCAGCCGGAUAUUCGUCGAACGAACGCGUUGCGCUGGGGAAGAUUACAUAUGGCACCCAUGCGGGCAUGGUCAAAGAGGUGUUGGAGAAGGAGAAUUGGGUACCCAGGGCGGAGCAGGAGACGAUCGACAAAAUAGUCAAUGGGAGCAUGCGUGGGAGAUACUAUCUCAUCAUGGGCGAGCGCGGAACCGGAAAGCGGUCUUUACUAGUGGAAAGCAUGCGGAAAGUCAAUGGAGACGGUAUCGCCAUGCUGGAAGCACACCACGACCUGGAAGUCUUCAGAAUCAGACUGGGGAAAUCGAUUGAUUACGAAUUCCACGAAGACUACAUUGGAGGCUUGUUCAGCAUCAGAGGUCCACGAGACAGCACGCCGCUAUUAGACAUUGAGCGUGCAUUGAACAAGAUGGAAAAGGUUGCACUGAAGCUCCGGAAAGCACGCGGGAAACCCCUUCUUUUCAUAAUCAACAACGUGCAUCUAUUUAAAGACGACGAAGGCGGCAUGAACCUCCUCGAGAUCCUCCAACAGCGAGCUGAGAUAUGGGCAUCUACCGACCUUGUCACGACCGUCUUCACGAGCGACGAGCAUUGGACAAUGGAACGACUGACCCCCCAUGCGACCAACAUGUCUAUCAUGAACAUUAGAGAUGUCCGCAAGCCAGUCGUCCUAGACGCCCUCAAGAAAUAUCGAAAGCGAUUUCACAACGAAGACGUACCUCAAAGCAUCCUCGACGAGGUCUUCGCCAAAGUGGGCGGCCGCCUCAUCUUCCUCAACCAGGUGUCCAAAUCGCCGGACAUGAUCGCGACAUGCGACUACAUCAAUAAGAGAGAGAAGGCAUGGUUUUUGAACCAGUGCUGGAUCCUCGGCGACUCCAUGGACGACGACGUCGAGGAGCAGCAGAAAUUCUGCGCCGCAGGAAUCGUCCUAGGUCGCGCCCUCGUCCAACGCGAACAAGAAGCCGCCAAAACCAAUGACAACGAGUUCUGCCUCCCAGAGAUCCCCCUCCAUGAGGCGCGCCAGAUCAUCACUCGCGCAGACUACACGCAGGGCCUCGACCACAUCAACGUCGUCCACAUCGAUGCCAACGGUAUGGUACGCGCGGACUCCGUGCCCAUGCAGAACGCGUUCCGGGAUAUCUGCAGCGAAGAGGGAUUCGAGGCGCACCUGAAGGCGACGUUGAAUAGGCUCGAUGAGCUGGAGAGCUUGAGCAGGACGAGGGAGGUUGCGUUUAGGGAUCCGCCGACCUAUGGUGGCGGUGAGGUGCCUGUGCAGACUUACACGGCUAAGAUAUAGUCGGUGAGAAAUAGAAGUUGUAAGGAACUUAUGGCUGGCAACAAGAUAGAUUCCACAUAUGUCUUCAACCAGAGAGGCAUUAUACAUGAACCGAAUAGGUGUGUAUAUAAGGUUCCAAAAUCAGCAAUCUCUCAUUAAGAAAAAAGAAACGUAUGGUAAAGUUGUGUGGAUGGUCAGACCACAACUACUACCUAGCUUUCCCGGGCUAGGAGCUGUGCGUUCGAGUCUCGGUUUGGCCAUUUACGAGCUCUUUUUACAAAGAAAUGUAGGGUAAAGUUGUAUGGAUGGUCAGACUACAACUACUACCUGGCUUUCCCGGGCCAGGAGCGCUACAUUCGAGUCUCGGUUUGGCCAUUUACGAGCUCAUUUUUUUUGCCAAUUUUUAUUUGCCAAUUCCAUUUUCUCUCUUAUUGCGCUCCUCAGUGUCCAACAUAGGUUUCAAAAUGCCUCAAUAUGCUCAACACGUCCUUGCUAUAUAGGUGACCGC